AUGGUGUCAACGAUAUCUUCUUCUUCAGCUCCAUCAAGUUGUUCGCUUCUCUCCUCCGAGUUCUUUCCAACUCGGUCGACUCAGCCAUUCAAAGCCGCUUCGCUUUCAUGGGUUUCUUCUUUUCCUCUGGUAAACAUAUCCAUAAGCUCCAUUGCAGACCCUCCCACUCCCACUCUCAACAAGAAUUCUGUUGUUCGAGCUGCAUGGACCCGGAGAUCUCGAGGAGAAGCUGCAAAGAAGCCUAACAGGAAAUCGUGGAAACAGAAGACUGAUAUGUAUAUGAGGCCAUUCUUACUGAAUGUUUUCUUUUCAAAAAAGUUUAUCCAUGCAAAAGUGAUGCAUCGAGGAACAAGCAAAGUGAUAUCCGUCGCUACCACGAACGCCAAGGAUGUUCGAAGCAACUUACCCUCACUCACAGAUCACAACGCGUGCAGAGUUAUAGGGAGGCUUAUUGCUGAGCGAUCAAAGGAAGCUGAUGUUUAUGCAUUGUCUUAUGAGCCCAGGAAAGAUGAACGGAUUGAAGGUAAGCUUGGGAUUGUUCUUGAUACCAUUAAAGAAAACGGGAUCAUAUUUGUUUGA
Molecule: messenger RNA, 579 nt
Organism: Prunus armeniaca (apricot)
Lineage: Eukaryota; Viridiplantae; Streptophyta; Magnoliopsida; Rosales; Rosaceae
Source: the annotation of a GenBank genome assembly